AUGCUUGCAAGCUAUCAGCUCCACCCUCUCCUCCUGCCAGAGAUCCUCUUCCGUGUCAGUCUAGCCAUCCCUGCCUGGGAACCUAUCCUCAACGAAAACAACAACAACAGCGACGACAACCGAUUCUCAGACUCACCUCCACCCCUCUACCACUUCACACCCACCACCCUAAUCGCAUGCUCAAAAGUCUGUCGAACCUGGUAUUCAAUCUUCUACCCAGCCCUCUGGACCAUCUACGACGGACAUACCAUGUCCCCUCUCCGCUCCUCCCCCUCCGCAUGCUACUCUCCUGACGAGUCCUUACCAACCUCAACAACUGGAGCAACAGAAUCAAGGAGACGAACAUACUUUAUUCCAGACGAUACCAUCCUCGCCAACAGCGACCACAUCCAAACCCUCCUCAACGACCACCGCCGCCUCUUUGGUCGCCGCCACUACGAAUGCCCAAGACUCACGGACAUCACCAUUUAUGGAACCUCUCCCGGGUUGGUACACUUGGUCCGUUCGCAUGGUUCGCAGCUGAGACGGUUAAAGUGGGUGGGAAAUGUGCCGUAUUCGGGGAUGUUGGAAGAUUUGGACGUGGAGUGUCUUGAGACUUUGACGCGGGUUGAGGAAUUGGUUUUGGUGCACAACACCGUGGUUGGCGACAGCAGUAAAGGAGGAGGAGGAGGAGGAAGAGGAGGAGGAGGCGGUGUAGUUCUCGAACAGCUCGAAGACCUGGCGGUCGAUGCAGAAUGGGCUGAGAACAAAGCCCUGAUCUACUUCCUCAUUGGUCAACCCUCAACACCGACAGCUCCCUCAAACGACAACACCCUCACAAACUUCUGCCCUCGACUGAAAAGGCUAGGUUUGGGCGCUGGACUGUUGGAUGACCCUGAGAUGAUGGCUCGUCUGGAGAAGGUGUUGCCUCUGGCACACCCGGGUCUUGUCAGGGAUAUGUCCAUCAUCGAAAGUCGCCUUUGGGCCAGAUACCAUCAGACUUGUCCUCAAGCUGCAUAA
Molecule: messenger RNA, 999 nt
Organism: Linnemannia hyalina
Lineage: Eukaryota; Fungi; Mortierellomycota; Mortierellomycetes; Mortierellales; Mortierellaceae
Source: the annotation of a GenBank genome assembly